GUGCCGGCCGGGGCUCCUUGCAGCAGUCGCUGGGGAGAGCAUUUGCAAACAAGUGUCUGUCGCGUUCUACCCGAGGCCCACCCCCGCUGGCGUCCCUUCCUCACUCUGGGGCAGGGUUUUAUGGGGCAAGCGGAAGACGUUCAGCUACUUGCCACACAAUCCGCGAGUAGCCGCUGCCGAGAUCUUGUCCUCCUGCUCCUCCUAGUCCCAUAAUCCCAGCUCCGCCACGGCGGCGCUGGGUGUGAAGAAGUCCGCUUUACAAACAGCUGGGAGGAUUGGGGGCUUUCAGCUGGACUAGUGCCUGGGCAUUCAAAAGGAUCUAUACCGACAAAAGCAACGUGGUUUUGUUUUGGAUUUUGGUCUUGCUUCCCUCCCCCACCCCCGGGAAGCUUCGGGGGUGGCUCAGGCUACCUCCCGUUUUCCAUCUCUUUCUCUCCGGGGAAGAGCUGCCGCCUGGAGAAUGGAUUAUAAUAAACCUGGCGAAGGGGAGAGGAGCAGCUAGCUCGUGAAGCUCUCUGCGCGCCCACAGCCGCUGCCUCUACAGUCGAGUUCAGAGCCCGCCACCCUAGACAUCCCCCAGCAGGGGUCAUCUGGAAGAGGGAUUAGAAAUCAACUACCAGGGCAGUGAGAGGGACGCGGAGAGGAGAGCGAGUGCACUGUGGUGUGGUGUGGACACUACGUGUGUGUGUAUGUUUGUGUAUGUUUGUGUGUUGGUGUAUGUGAGCGUGGAUGUUUUGUGUGUGGUGGAGGGUGUCAUUUUUCCUUCAUUGGGCUUAAUUUCAUGACCCCUUCAACACGUGAUAGAGUUGAUUAAUAAUAGUGGAGUGGUGGGGAGCUCCUUCCCUGAGGAACCUUUCUACUAUGACAGCCUUGGUCUCCAAAGGGUUAACUUGGUCUACUUGGCAAAGUUAUCCCUGGAACGGUAACCUAUUUGGGGAGUUUUAAUUUCAGCUUGUGCUGGUGGCCAAGGGGUUCUAGAGAGUGGGGUUAUCUCAGUAAAGUGGUUUGUGCUUUUUGGGGGGGCCGGGUGGGGAGUUUGACCCCCCCAUUGUCUACCCUCUUUGAUGACUCCUGGAGGCGGUGGGCCCAUGAAAGACUGCGAGUACAGUCAGAUCAGCACUCACAGCUCCUCUCCCAUGGAGUCUCCCCAUAAGAAAAAGAAAAUCCCAGCCAGGAGGAAAUGGGAGGUUUUCCCAGGAAGAAACAAAUUCUUUUGUAAUGGGAGGAUCAUGAUGGCUCGGCAGACGGGAGUCUUCUACCUGACCCUUGUCCUCAUCUUGGUCACUAGCGGACUCUUCUUCGCAUUCGACUGUCCGUAUUUAGCCGUGAAAAUCACUCCAGCUAUCCCUGUGGUUGGCGGGAUUCUAUUCUUCUUCGUGAUGGGUACCCUGCUUCGAACAAGCUUCAGUGAUCCUGGAGUACUACCCCGAGCAACGCCAGAUGAAGCUGCUGACCUGGAAAGGCAAAUAGGUAACGCCGAAGAUAUAGCAAAUGGUACCAGUUCAGGGGGGUACCGCCCACCUCCCCGAACAAGAGAAGUCAUCAUCAACGGCCAGACGGUGAAACUCAAAUAUUGUUUCACCUGCAAGAUUUUUCGUCCUCCUCGUGCCUCUCAUUGCAGCCUUUGUGAUAACUGCGUAGAACGGUUUGAUCAUCACUGUCCCUGGGUAGGCAACUGUGUGGGGAAAAGAAACUACAGAUUUUUUUAUAUGUUUAUUUUAUCUCUGUCUUUUCUGACAGUCUUUAUAUUUGCAUUCGUUAUCACCCACGUCAUUCUUCGUUCCCAGCAAACAGGUUUUCUAAAUGCUCUCAAGGACAGUCCUGCAAGUGUGCUGGAAGCCGUGGUGUGUUUCUUUUCUGUUUGGUCUAUCGUUGGUCUCUCAGGUUUCCACACAUAUUUGAUCAGCUCCAAUCAAACUACAAAUGAAGAUAUUAAAGGAUCUUGGUCAAAUAAAAGAGGUAAAGAAAAUUAUAAUCCCUACAGCUAUGGAAACAUCAUUACAAAUUGUUGUGCUGCCCUCUGUGGGCCUAUCUCUCCAAGCCUAAUUGAUAGAAGAGGAUUUAUCCAGCCGGACACACCACAACCAGCAGCACCGACAAAUGGAAUCACCAUGUACGGGGCCACACAGUCUCAGAGCAACAUGUGUGACCAAGAUCAGUGCAUUCAGAGCACCAAAUUCGUUUUGCAGGCUGCAGCUACACCAUUGCUCCAGAGCGAACCAAGCCUAACCAGUGAGGAGCUCCCUUUGCCAGGAAAGACCACACUGGGCGCUCCCUGUGCUACCUUGUCCCUGGGGCAGCCAACACCACCUUCCUCCAUGCCCAAUCUCACAUCAGAAACUGUUUUGACAGAUAUGAUACCAUUGAAAGAGGAACACGAUGGCCAUCAGUUCCUUACACCAGAGGAAGCCCCCUCACCCCCUGGUAUGUUGUCAACAGGCAGUCCUAUCACACAUAGUCACACCCUGCAUGUCCUAAGCUUGGCCAGCCAAGACUCAUUGCAUGAAGACUCAGUGCGUGGCCUUGUAAAGCUCAGCUCAGUCUGACCAAUGUGGACAGUCAGCACGGGGCGGGGGAGGCGCAGUGCACUUUUCCAAGGAUUUUGCUACUCUCGAGACCAGGUGUGGAAGCCAACAAAAGAGAUCUUCCCAGCAAAGAGCUUCCCAGCACUCCAUAUUCUACUUCCAUCUGGGCCUCGGCGAUGAGGACACCCUGUCGUGGGUUAAUGAACGUCUAGAAAGUAGAUGGAUCGAUUUCAGGGGGCAUUUGGGGGCAGGUCCUAAAGCUCAUAAUUUUGUCUUAUUUGACUUUCCUUCCCUUUCCCCAAUUCUUCAUCCCCUCCCACCCUUAAUAAAAACUGAAAUUGAUACCAACAGUCCAGUUUUCUGAAGCCUCAGGCAAGUGGGAAUUUCCCAGCAGCUGGAAAUCACAUCUCUGAAUCUUUAUUUCGGUAGAAGAAAGAUGUUGGGAUAUAAAUUCCACACUCUGUGUUCUCCACUGUUGUAAUACGCACUGGU
Messenger RNA from Trichosurus vulpecula (common brushtail), 3017 nucleotides. RefSeq names its product zinc finger DHHC-type palmitoyltransferase 14 (gene ZDHHC14). Bases 1065 to 2546 code for a protein of 493 amino acids. Lineage: Eukaryota; Metazoa; Chordata; Mammalia; Diprotodontia; Phalangeridae. Gene Ontology annotation, cellular component: endoplasmic reticulum; Golgi apparatus. Gene Ontology annotation, molecular function: protein-cysteine S-palmitoyltransferase activity. The transcript is spliced from 9 exons. The record is from RefSeq and is a predicted model, not a curated record. Gene Ontology annotation, biological process: protein targeting to membrane; peptidyl-L-cysteine S-palmitoylation.